Molecule: messenger RNA, 1446 nt
Organism: Penicillium egyptiacum
Lineage: Eukaryota; Fungi; Ascomycota; Eurotiomycetes; Eurotiales; Aspergillaceae
Source: the annotation of a GenBank genome assembly
AUGGCGCACCAGACGGACGCCCAGUCCCCAGCGUCGAAAAAGCUCGGAUCGAAGCUCAAGAAAUCGAAGGAUUUUACAGGAGAGGAAAGAAGCGCAGACGCAGAGGAGUCUACUCCCAAUAGAAAAGACGCCAAGUCAGACAAGAAGGACAAGAAAAAGCGCAAGUCCAUUUCCGAGGAUGCGGCACCCGCGACAGACGGCGAAAUGAAGAAAAAGAAGAAGCGCCGCCAUACCGAAGAUGACAACGACCAGAAUGGCAAGGAUGAUGAAUCGCACAAGAAAAAGAAGAAGCGGGUCUCGUUUGGACCUGGAACGAAGGAAUUCGACGGCGAUUCCGGAAGUGAGUCGGACGACGCCAACAGCAACGACGCUGCCGCAACCGACGGAGCCGACGCAGACACCGAAGAGGCCACAGACAAGGCUGUCGAAGAGAUGAAGAAGCGCAAGCGGGAGAAGAAGAAGCAAAGGAAGAACGGCACCGCCUCGGUUGAGGCCCCAAUCCACGAGACACCUAUUCUCUCAUACCUGAGCCACUACCACCGAGCACGCGCGACAUGGAAGUUCCAAAAGAACAAGGAAACCAACCUGUUCAAGCACCUGUAUUCACUUGAGCAUGUCCCCUCUAAGUACAACACAUCGCUGCUGGCGUACAUGCAGGGCCUGAAAGGUGAUGCCGCCAAGCAGCGAAUGAGCAAUGCUGCGAGGGACGUGAUUAAGGCCGAUAUGGAUCUUGACAAGCCGAAGGGCGAUGAAGAAGCGGAGAAUCAGGAGCCAUCCACAAGCCCCGAGUACCUGGAAGCUAUCAAUGCGUUCCGCGAGUGCUUGCCGAAGGGAGAUGAGGAUCUGGAUAACGUCAACUUCGGGGAAAAGCUGGAGGGAGACGUUUUGAAGCGUUUGCCGAAGAGGCAGCGAGCAGAGCUGGUCUUUUUCGCUGUUGCCGGCAAGCUUUUCAGCGCCGAGGAUUUGAAGAAGCCGAAACCGAAACCCAAGGCUCCUGAGCCGCCUGUAAACAAGAAGCGGAAGAACAGAACUAUGGUUGUUGAUAUCAGCAGCAGCAGCAGCGAGGAUAGCGAUGAUGAUGCCCCAGCUCCGAAGAAGGCUACCAGCAAGCCUGCGCCGGAUAGCGAUGACGAGACCUCGUCGAGCGGCGGCAGCAGCAGCAGCAGCAGCAGCAGCAGCAGCAGCAACAGUGACAGUGACAGUGACAGUGAUGACAAGUCAUCUGUUGCCCUGGCCGCGGCCAAACAAACUGCGGCGACCACUCCAUCGUCCGCCGCCGGUGGUGUUGCAAUGCCAAAGAAAGAGAACAAAGCUGCCAAGAGAAAGGAGAAGUUUGUACCAGUUCGUGAAGAAAAGCUUAAGCCAUCUGUGCCGAAAAAGACGCAGAAGCGAAAGCUCAGGACUGCUCAGAUCGAAAUCUCGAGCAGCGAAAGCGACAGCGACUAG